Molecule: messenger RNA, 15753 nt
Organism: Sander lucioperca (pikeperch)
Lineage: Eukaryota; Metazoa; Chordata; Actinopteri; Perciformes; Percidae
Product: golgin subfamily B member 1-like
Exons: 29
Coding region: 157-15177 (5006 amino acids)
Cellular component (GO): Golgi apparatus
Source: RefSeq, a predicted model, not a curated record
CUCCCUCCCAGUUGUCUGUUGACAAACGUGACCAAUGCAUAUCUCUGUCCCAUCGUCGCCAAGUGGAAUAAAAUGUAAUUUUACGAGAUUUUGUCGACGUUGUGAGGUUUCACGUUGAUUCUUCAUGAAGCUGUGAAUCCGGUCUAAACUGAAACCAUGCUGAAAUGGCUUUCCGGUGAAGAGGGAGAGCCUGGCUCUGUAGGUCCAGGCUCUCCCCGUGCUGCUGCUGCUGCUGCUGCUGCUAGUGGAGGAGAGGUUACUGUAGAAGAAAUGUCGGAGCGGCUCACCCAAACCGAGCUGCUUGUCACUCAGCUGAAGGAGAUGAUCCGGGAGAAAGACGCAGCACUUCGCUCCAAAGAUGACCAACUUAAGGUGGAGAAGGAGACAUGCGAGUCCAAAUUGUCGAAGCUGCGUCUUCAGAACAAGGCCAAGGUGACCUCCCUCAACUCACAGCUGGAGGAGCUGAAGAAACAACAGGGAGGUCAGGGCACGCCAACACACAGCAAAAAGGGGUCUUCAGAAGGAGCAGGAGAGCAUGCCAGUCGGGGCAAGAUUGUCUUGCUGAAGAAAAAGGUGGAGGAACUAGAACAGCAGCUCGCACAAAGACAGGAGGAACUGGAAAACAAGAGGAAGGAGGUCGAGUUACAGCGGCAGCGGGGCGAGGAAAUGGACGCCAUGCUGACAGAGAGGGACAGGAAGCUGGCGGAAAAAGAAGCCUAUAUUGUUCACCUGCAAACAGCGCUGGCAGGAGAUCAGCCCAUCCCACCUGCACCACAAGAAAAGGUGGCAGAGGACAGUGGAGCAAUGCAGGAGCUGCAGCUGCUGGUGCAAAGCCUGACCAAGAAGGUGGGAGAUGCGGAGGAGCGCUACAGUUUGCUGCAGGAGCAGACAGACAGCUUCAAAGAGCUGCUGGCCACAGAGAAGGAGCAGUACAUUCAAAAGGAGACCAUGUACAAACAGAACAUCCAGACAUUCAAAGACAUCAUUAUUCAGAAAGAUAACCAGCUGCUGGAGAUUAACCAGAUGCACGAACAGGAGCUCUUCAAGCUAGCAGCGAAGUCUGACGCCAGCGCAGACUUAGAGCAGCUUUUGAAGGCUCUAAAACAGAAGCUUCAUGAGAAGGAGGAGGUGCUGCUGGGUAAAACGCAGGUCAUUGAUGUUCUCCAGGGAGAGGUGGAUGGCAGGGACCAACAGAUAAAGGAGCUUGCAGAGCGGCUGCGUCGACUACAAGUAGAACGAGAGAGCCUGGAAUCCAAGAUGGAGGCAGAGAAGCAUGUGAUGCGAGCGCAACUCCGCGACCUGAUGGAGAAGCAGCAGGCGGAGGUGCAGCGAAUGGCUGAGCAGCAUCAGGCACAGAUGGCCCAAACGCAGCAGGAUCUCCUGGGGCAGCUGCAGGAGCUGAGGAGGGCCUCGGUAGCGGCACCAUCUCCCAGUCAGGAGGCCACAGGAAGUGGAAGCAUGCCCGCAGAUUCAGCCUCCAUCCAAAGGAUCGCUGAGCUGGAAGUUCAAGCAAAGCAAAAAACAGACGAAGCGAGCAGAUCAGAGACCAAGUUCCUGAAAAUGAAAGCCUGGUCUAAAUCUCGGAUCAGACAGUUGGAAGAGGAGUUGAAGAAAAGCCAUGCUGGAGGUGCCCCCCCAGACCUGACUGCCCUGCGGAGUCGUAUCACAGCACUGGAGGAGGAGCGAGAGGAAAACCUCUGGAAAGUGGAACAAUAUGAGGAGCUCAAAGCAAAGAACGAAAUGCUGGAGGCCAAGCUGGUGGUAUAUGAGGAGCAACAGAGGACACUACAAGCAGACCUGGAGCAGUUCACCAAGAGGGCCGCCUCUCAGGCAAGUGAGUCAGGCAGUGCCGAUGACACUCAGAGCCAGGUGCUGGAGUGGCAGGAGAUGGUAGCUGAGGCAGUCAGCGCCAGGGACCGGGCCAAGGAGGAGAAGACUGUCAUGGCCCUCCGCAUUAGCCACAUGGAGGAGGAAAGAGAGGAACUGAUUGAGGAUGACUGGUUCUUUCCUGGCUGCUCCGAUCCAGCACUGGCCACUCGGCAGCAGGAGUUGGAGGAGGAGCUGAGUCAAGCUCGGGGGCUCGGCCAACACCGGGCCAAGAAGCUGGCAUCUCCCGCCCAACGAAGCCUGCAGGAGGACUUUGAAUUUGAUGGGCAGGCCCCAUUCCAGGACCCACGGAGCAGCUCUGAGAGCACGAACCCGAUGGAGGGAGAGAACAUGGGAGGUUGGUGGCCCGAGCACAGUACUCCAGAUACAGAUGGUUUGCGGUCUGUUGUGGAGGAGCUGGAGCUGGAAAGGAACCAACUGCAGGAGCAGAUCCUGAGCCUGGAGGAGCGCUGUCAGGAUCUGGAGGAUCGACAGCAGCUGCAGUCCCGCAUAGAGACGUUACAGAAUGAGUCCGAGAGACUACAGAGCCAGCUCGCCAGCGUCCGAAGUCAACAGAGCAGAGACGCAGAGAAGCAUCAGCUACUGGUUAGCAGCCUCAACGAACAGCUCAAAGGGCUGAGUAACACACAGGAGUGCCUGGAGAGCUCACUCAUCGAGAAGGAGAAUACGUUGGCCAAGACGUCCGAGAAGCUCGAGCUCAUCAACGGCCUCCGAGAAUCUUUGAGUGAAAAAGAAAUUCAGUACAAAGAGGUGUCUGACAAGCUCCUUCAGGCUGAGAACACUCUUGAGAAUGUUUCCAAGAAAUGCAGCAGCUCGGAGAAACAGUGCUCUGAGCUGAAAACAGAAGUUGUCGACCUCACGCAGAAGCUGAGUUUGCUGAAGGAGAAGACACAAAAGCAGGAAGUCAAGAUAGAAACUUUACAAACUGAGCUUGAUCAGACAAACGAGGAGCUGGACAAACUAAACUCCGCCCACUUGGAAGAACGAGCCCAACUCAUUCAUGACCUGCAAGGCUGCGAGCGGGAAAUCGAUAGGCUUAAAGACGUCCUGCUGGAGAAGGAUGAGGAGAUAUCGACCCUCUCCGGUAACAUGGCCGAGUACGCAGAGCAGGUCACUGUGCUGAAGCAGGAGAUCCGACUCAAAGACGAGAACCUGGUCCGUGUAGAAACCGCUCUGAGUAAGGCAGAGCUGGAGGCCAGGAUUAUCAGAGACACGCAGAAUUCAGACCAGCAAGCCUUGGUCACAGAGCUGGUCCAGAAACUCAAGGAUACUGAGAUGGAGUUGGUCAAAACCAAAGAGGAAAGGGAGUCUAAGGUGGCUGAGGGGGAACAUCUGAUAAAGCAGGCAGAAGAGGACAAGAAAACUAUUCAGUGCCUUCGGGGGGAGACCCAGAAACAGAUUAUGAGCCAUCAAAAUCAUCUUUCUGAAUGUGAAACGCACAUCACUUCACUAAAGGAGCAGCUGGCUUUAUCCACCCAAAAGCUGCAGGAAUCAGAAGGACUCCUUUUGCAGCUCAAGGACAAAAAUACCAGCAGUGAGCAACUACAGCAACAGCUUAAUGAUAAAGAACAGACCUAUGAAAAAGAACUCAAAUCUUUCAAGGAGGAACAGAACAAACUUUUGGCACAGGUGGAAAAAUACAAUAAUGAAAUGCAGACAUUGUCCAAACAAUUAGAGGAGCAAGUGCAAAGUGAAGAGCACAUUAAAAAUGAGGUACAGGAGAAACUGAAGACCAUAGCAUCACUGGAAAACCAACUGAAGACAACUGAUAAACAGGCCGAGGACGAGAGGCAGAAAUUCAACGCUGAAUUGCAAAACCGGGAUUCAGAAAAUGAGAAAUUGAGCAACGAGCUUCAAAGCAAAUCUGAGAAUAUCUCCAAACUCAAGAAUCUCUUAAAAAGCAUGAAGACGGAGAAAAAGCAGCUGCAAGAAAAACUUAAAGGGCUGACGGAGGAUCUUGAGCUACAGAAGCAGAAUGUAAAUCAGUUUAGUGAAAAGAUUGCAUCGGCUCUUGAACUCAACCAGAGUCUUGAGAAUCAAGUAGAUUGCCUUACGAAAGAGAAAGAGAGACUCGAACUGGAAGUAACUGAAAGCGUAAAAACUAUUUCCGAAGUUACACUUGAAAAGGAUUCCCUGCAAGCCAAAGUAUCCAUACUGGAAACGCAGCAUUCUCAGAAUAACACGGUAAUUGAAGGGCUACAAAAAGAUAAAGAGGAUUUGACUCUUCGAACUAGUGAGUUAAAUCGAGUUCUCGAGCAAAGCACACACUCAAACUCAGAGAUUCUGCUGGCAAAAACAAAUGAAUGUAGUAAUCUCAGCCAGUCACUCAGGGAGAGGGAGGAGAGGGUGACACAACUGCAGGAGCAAGUGCAAAGCUUGACUUCCAAGGUAGACCAGCUCCAGCUUGACAUGGCAGAAAAAGAGCAGACGGUCAAUGAUCAUCGAGCACAGAUAGAGGCCCAACAAAACCAGCAAGCGCAACUUCAGGAAACACUGUCUCUGCUGCAAGAACAGGAGCACAGUCUGAAGUCCGUGUUAAUGGAGAAGGAUACACUAUUGAAAGAGAAGCAGGAAGGGUAUCGCAGUUUGCAGAAUGAAAUCACACACCAGAAAGAUAUUGUAUCCAAGCUACAAGCAGAAGCCGAAUCACUUCAUGGAGAACAAUCAGGACUUCGCCAGCAAAUUGAAGAGAGAGAAGAAAUGUUGAAAAAUGUGACACAGCACUGUCAAAAACACAAAGACGAAGUCAAUGAAACAAACAACACUGUUAAAGCUCUGAGUGACCAAAUCCGUGUAAUGGAAGAAAAUGCCAGAAAGCUCGAGUGUGAAGCAGAGCUGAGGCAAACGGAGACGGCUAGCUUAAACAGCCACAUCCAGGCGGUGACUGAGGAAAACCUCCAACUUCGCGCUGCCUGUGAAGCCAGAGACAAGGAGCUUGCUCGGCAAACACAGACUCUGUCCGAGCUUCAUGGACAGCUUAAAGCGACUCUUGAGCAGAACUCCGUAUUUAGCGUGAAGAUAAGCAGCCUAACAGAAAACAAUCAGAGACUCCAAGAGGAGUUAGCACAGAACAUCAAAUCAGUUUCUGAACUAACCGCGGAGAGGGAUUCACUUCAAGAGCAAAACUCUAAGAUUCAAAUUCAAACCUCAGAGAAUCAGAAAAUAAUUGACGGCCUGCUGAAGGAAAAGGAAAAGCUUGCUGUUGCAGAAGAUGAAUUAAAAAAGAUCCUCAAGGAAAGUGAACAGUCAAACUCUGCAGGUUUGCUCGAGAAAACAAGUGAAUGUGCUCGUCUGUCAAAAAUGUUGAGGGAGAGGGAAGAGCAAGUUCAACGUCUAGAAGAGCAACGUGAUGGCUUAAAAAAGCACGUCAGUCAACAGAUUUCACAGUUGGAAGCUCAGCAGGACCAGCUGCUGCAACUUCAGGAUACUAUAUCUAUGCUUCAGGAACAAGGAUCUGUUCUCAAGUCAGGGCUAAUGGAGAAAGACGCAAUGCUUCAGCAGAAAGCAGAGGAGUGUAGCGUUAUUCAGGAUGAAGUCGUGCAGCAGAAAGCCCUCGCAUCACAGAUGAAGGGUGAGGUAGAGUCACUCAGGCAAGAGUGCUCGGAGGCGAAACAGCACACAGAGCAACUAGAACAGACAUUGAAAGAAGUAAGAAAUGAGUGUAAAAACCACAAAAACGAGCUGGAUAAACGGAACGAAUCGGUGAUCUCGCUCAGCAGCCAGCUUGGUGCCAUGAACGAGAGCGCUGCACAGACCGAGGUUGAAGUUGCCAACCUAAAGGCCGCCGUGCAGAAACUCACUGCAGAACUGACACAGGAGGAGGACCAGAGGAAAGCAGAACUCGUUGAUUUUAACGACAACAUAGAAGCACUGAAGGAGGAGAAUACAAGAUUGAAGUCUGAAUUUAAGAAAACCGUGACAGAUUUGUCCAAAGCACACGAAGAGGUUACCCAUCUGAAAACGGCAGUCUGUGAUGGGGACAACCAACUCAAAACUGCAGGCUCAGAAAGGGAGAGGCUUAAUUUGAUCAUGCAAGAAAAAGAUGAGUCCCUGAGACAGCAGGAGAAUUUGAUCCAGCAACUCAACAGUAGGAUUACUGAGCAGGAGGAGCAGCUGAAACAGAAAGCAGAUGACAAUGUCCGUUCAAGUGCAAAAGUUUCAGAGCUUGAAGAUUCUGUUUUUCAACUCAGAGGACAGGUUGACAGUCUUUCUUCAGAGUCACAUGUACUGAAAAAUACAUUGGAGAAAAAGGAGCAGUCGAGUCUUGAAUAUCAAAGCCAUUUUUCAGGUGCCGUUGAGAAUCUUAAGUCAAAUCUACAUGCCAAAGAGGUAGAGUGUGAGAGCUUGAAAGAAAAGACUUCACACCUUGAAGAGUCAGUCGCAAAGCUCAAAAGCACCCUCCAAGAACAGAUAUCUGAGGUAGAAAAUCUGAAGAAGGCCUUGGAGGAAAAACAGGCAGCUCUUUUGGACCAAUCAAAGUCUCUUCAGGAUUGUCAGAGAAGAGCAGAUGAGGCUUUGCUCUUUAAAACUCAGUUCGUGGAAAGCACAGAGUUGGUGUCACAGCUACAGAGUCAAAUUCAGCUACUGUCCACUGGGUCUGAAAACUUCAAAAUGUCAGCAGAGGAAACACAAAGUGCCUUUAACAACCUACAAGAGAAAUAUGCAUCUAACUUAGAAAUGCUGCAGGAUGUGAGAACGCAACUGUCCCAAAGGACUGACGAGGUGUCCAAACUUCAGAAGUUAUUGGAUGACACCAGUAGCGAACAUCAGACGGCAAAUUCCACUAUAGAAACACUGAGAAAUGAGUUAUCUGCAAUCCAUCACAAACUCGAGAAGACUGAAGACCUGAACUCCAGUCUUUUAAAGGAAAAGGACGAAGCUUUUGCUUCUCAUCAAGCAAGCAUGUCGCUGCUGACUGUUGAAAUAGAAAGACUCAAGUCACAACACCUUCAAGUUGUGGCACAAAUGAAUGCGCUGACAGAAAACCUUGAGCAGAGGGAAAUGGCUCUCCAUGCCAUUAACAGUCAGUGCACUUCCCAGGCCAAACACGCAUCCCAGCUGGUUUCAGAAAUGCAGAAACUAGAGCAGCAAAAUAAGAGACUAAAUGAGGAGAUUAGUUUGUCAAAGGAAGAGAACCAGAAGCUUCUUACAGCUGCGAGUAAUGAAAACGCACAUUUGCAGGAGGAAGUUAGAAAACAUCUCGCAGAGAGGGAGGAGCUGGAAAGGCGACAUCAUCAAAUGUGGACAUCGCAGGGGGAGCUGCAGGUUCAAAUGGAGCAGCAGUCCAGCAGCAUGAACGCAAUAAUGGAGAAAACGAUGUCCGAGAAGGAGAGCCUUCAAGCAAAGGUUAGUGCCAAAGAUGAGGAAGUUUCUGAAUUAAAAGGCACAAUUCAAAAGAUAGAACAGAUUCUGCAGGAUUCUGAGAAAGAGUGGCUGUUAGUUUUGGAUAGAGAAAAACAUGACAAGAACCUACUUGCAGAACAAUUGAAAAGUGUUGAAAAUGAAAUGAAAUCUAAAGAUGUUAAAGUUAAUGCUUUGAAAGGUGACUUGGACCAUUUGCAGGAGAAACUAGCAGAGGCUUCAUCUGCACUUAGGCAGGGAUCUGAUCAGCUGAGCGCAAAAGAGACGGAGGCGUCAGCAUCCAGGAUUCAACUUGAGAAGGUAUUAGCAUCUGUCCAGGAGAAGGAUAACGAGAACAACAAUUUGCAGCAGGCUCUAAAAGCUGCAGAACACGAGUUACAUAAACUUGUAGCAAGAAAAAAUGGUACUGACAAAGAUUCCUCUGUCUUGCCACUAACCACAUCUGAGAGUUCAGCUGCGUUAAAGAAAGAAAAAGCCUCUUUACAGGACAUGAUAAAACUGUUACAAGAAAGUCAUCAGUCUGAGGUAGAUGCUUUGAAAAAUGAGUUGGAAAAAACACAAAAUACACUUCAUAAAGGAGAGAGAAAUAAUGAUGAGAAGGGUCAACAAAUUGCUCUUUUGCAGGAGAUGAUAGAGCAUCUACAAACUCGGCUCAGUGCUGAAUUAGAGAAGGAGAAAGAAGCUACCAUCAAACACUCUUCUUUACACAGUGAAUUACAAGCAAAAGAUGAUCAAAUCAACUGUAUGAGCAUUCAGAUAAGUCAGCAGAAGGAAUUACUUGCCGGACUUAGUCAGCAGUUAAGGGACAAAGAUGGAUCCAUCGCCCAAGUGAUAGAAUCUGCAUCAAAUGAAAGAAUGAAACUUGGUGAGGAAAAAGCAUCUCUAACAGAGCAAUUGGAAAGCAUGGAGCAAGAACACAAAACCUCCAUGAAGAGGCUAGAAGAGAUUUCUCAGCAGUUAGAGGAACAUAUGGCACGCUCUCAAAGUGAAAUUGAGUCUAAGAAUUCAGAGAAGCUCGAGCUAAGUAAGAAAAAUGAUGAUCUAAAGAGCGAACUAGCCAAGGUAUCGAAAGAAAAAGAUGCAACGAAGAAGAAGCUUCAAGCUGCUCUCAUUGUAAGAAAGGAUCUGUUGAAGAAAAUUGAGCAAUAUGAAACCCAAAAAGAAGAGAGCGCCAAGGAUCAAAUUGAGGUUUCACUUUUGCAGAAUGAAUUACAGGAAUUAAAAAAUCAAGCUCAAGCCACUGGAAAAAUGUAUGAAGAAAACAUUUCUCUUUUUGAAAAGAAGAUUCUUGAGAAAGAAGGAGAGAUUCUACAGCACAAAACAGAAAGUGAAAGACUCGUGGAACAAUUACAGUCAGAAAAACAGAUUCUGCAAACCACACUGAAUGAGAAAGAAGUGCGUUUGUCAGAAACUUUGCAAACACUGAUUGAGAAUAGCGCCCUUAUAAAGCAGCUGCAGUCCAGUGCUGCUGAGAAAGAAGAAGCAUUUGGGCGAGACAGAAACAUCUGGGUGCAGAAAGCAGAAGAGCUUCAAAAUGAAAUGAAGACCUGUAAAGAUGCGUUAAAGGAGAAAACUUCUUCCACCGCUACCGCUGUUGAUUUAGAAAAUGAGCUUGCACAGAUGAAACUUGAAAAGGCGAAGCUGCAGAAAAAGGCCCAGGCUGCCUUGCUGGCACGCAAAGAGUCCCUGAAGAAUGCUCAAGAAAAUGAAAAGAAAUUGACUCAAGAGCUAGCUGAACUGAAAGACGACUACAAGGCUCUCUUGGAACAACGCUGUCAGCAGACGAAUGAGCUAAACGCUGUCCAGUUAGACUUGGACGAGAAGGUCAGGGAACUGGAGGACCUCCGUAAAAGCUCUUUGUCUGAUCUAGAUGAACUGGCCACCUUAAGACAGCUUGUUGAGGAGAGGGAUAAGACUCUACAAGAUCUGAAGAUGUCUCUGGCUGAGAAAGAGAGCCAGUGCCAUUCUCUAUCAAACUCGCAAACGGAGCUAGAAAAUGUGAAAUCCAAAUGUGAGAGCAUGUCUCUUGAGAUGGCAAGUAAAGAGGAGGCUCUGGUAGUCAUGGAACAAAGAGCAGACGCUUUGAAAUCAAAACUUCACAUGGCAGAGAACGACUUAGAGAAAGCUCACGCAGAAGUAAAAGAGAAAGCGGAAGAAGUUGAGAAUUAUCAAGAAACCAUUAAAGUUGCUGAGCUAAAGACCCAACAGGAGAAGCAAGCUUUAUUAAAUGAAAACAUGGUUUUAAAGACCCAGCUGAGCAUCUCUGAGUCUGCACUGGAGGAACACAUGCACGCAAAUGAAGAAAAAUAUCAACUCUUGGCAGAAGGAAACAAGGCUCUUUUGGAGAAUAGCAAUCAGAUGAAAGUGGAACUUGAGACAGCAGUUGCUUUAGUUUCACAGAAAUCCUUGGAAGUUGUAACCAUCCAAAAGACAUUAGCAGAAACACAGCAGCAGCUCAGUGACAACAAAGCUGUUUUUACAGAGGAGCUUGAAAAAACACAAUCACAUUGUACUGAAAGGCAAAGGGAUUUGGAUUUGUUACAGCAAGAAAAAGAAAAUGCUUUCAGAAUAAUCAAUGAACUCAGGGAUGAGGUAACCACGCUGAAUAAGCAACUGAAGGAGAGAGUAAAUGAGCAGCUACAUCAAGACAAACCGGAAAUGUGCAUUCAACAGGAAGAUGUUAACAAAGAAGCCGUUUGUUUGCCUUGCAAAUGUGCUGAAAACUUUGAAGUGAAACUAAAGGAGAGGGAUGAUGCCUUGUUAGUUUCUCAGACUAAAGUUUUAGAAAAGGAAGAACUAAUUACUGCACUUGAACUGCAAUUAAAGCAGCAAAUUAAAAUGCAUGAAACCUCAGUUGAAAAGAUGAGAACAGAGGCUGAUGAGCUUCAGAAAUCUCAAGACGAUGGCACCAAAAUGAACGAUAAGGACAACCGAGGCAAAGUCGCUCUCCUAACCAGGAAACUUCAAGCAGCUUUAGUUUCGAGGAAAGAACUCUUGAAGGAAAAGGCAGCACUCAAGGAAGAAGUAGAAAAGCUGUCGGCCAAACAUGACUCUAAAGAAGCCGAGUACAUUUCUCUGGAAUCAUUAGUGCUGAGGUUGAGACAACAAAAUAUGGACCUGGAAAGCUCUGUGGCAUCUCUGAACACAGAGAAAGAGGAGCUCCGCACUAAAGCUGAUGGCGUCUUCAAUGAUAAUCGCAGCCUUUCGGCAGCCUGUGAAAGCUUGAAGCUAACCAUAGAAAACAUCACCCAGCAGAAACAAGCUUUCUCCUGCCAGGUUGAAUCUCUUAAGGACUCUCAAACAGAGGAGCUGUCCAAGUGGAAGUCAAAGCACGCCGAGCUGAAACAAGAGUACGAGUCUCUUUUACAAGCUUACGAAAAUGUAAGCAGUGAAAUGGAUAAGAUGAGACAGCUUUUGGAGGGGGCUAAAAGAGAUAGGCAGGAAGCCCUCAGAAAAGUCCACAAACAAGAGACCGAGCUGGAGAUUUUGAACAAGCAAGCUAGAGAGAUGGAGGAAGAAAAUGGAAGAAUUAAAGAGCAGAUGCACAACUUUUCCAAAGAGAAAUGGCAGAAGAUCGAGGAGCAGAAGGAAGAGAAUCAGAAAAUUAAAAAAGAGCUGACUGAACUUGAAGAAAAACACAAAAUGGCAAUGAGCGAGCUGACUAAUAAAGAUCAACAGUUGGAGGCUGAGAUUUGCAGACUUAAAGAGUCAUCAGAGGACCUCAGAAAGAAGCUCACUGAAUUGGAGGCUGAAAAUAACCAACUGGCAGAAAAGCUUCAAGAAGCUAGCUGUUCAUUGGAAGAGAAGCACCUGGGAUCAAAUACAUACGCAAACAACAUGCAGCUUAAACUUGACGAAGCACUCAGUUUGAAUAAUUCACUGACUGCCCAGAUUGAGGCCCAGAAAACUGAACUCGGUGCUCAGUUGGAAAUCAACAACUUGUUACAAAAGGAGAAGCAAAGUCUUUCUGAAAGAAUUGAGAAGAUACAGAAUGAUCACGAGUUUCAGUUGGGAAAGAAAGACGAUGACAUUAAAGAGCUCAAUGACAUCAUUAACAGACACAGCCGAGAGACCAUUAGCCUAAAUGAGAAGGUGAGAAUCUUGGAGGACGAUAAGUCUCUUCUGCAAGAGGAGCUUGAAAAUGUCCAAGAGAUUUCAGACAAAGUGAAAAACGAAAAUGAAUAUUUGGAAACUGUGAUCCUCAAAAACUCUGAAAGGAUUGACGAACUGACCGAGUCGGUCUCUGUUUACCGAACCCAAAACAAGCAGCUGUCCUCCCAGCUGGCCGCUAGUAAAGAGAUGAGCAGUCAAGUUCGUCAAGAAAAAGAGCAAGAGCAGCUCAAACUGGUCCGAGCGUUUGAGGAGAAGCUCAAGACGGUUCAGAGAGGCAGCGAGGGCUCCAAGAAUGUGAAGAAAGAACUGCAAGAGCUACUCAAAGAAAAACAUCAGGAGAUAAAUCAGCUGCAACAAAACUGCAUUAAAUACCAGGAACUGAUUUUAGAUUUAGAGAGCGCUUUGAAGACCUCGCGGUCGGCCUGCGAACACUUGGAGAAAGAACUAAAGAAAAGCUCAGAGAAAAUAUCGGAUUUAGAGGAGAGAGGUAAACUAGAUGAGGCUGAGCUGAUUACACGCAAGAACCUCCUCCAGCAGGCCACAGAAAAGAUUUUGAGUCUUGAGUCUGAAAGAGACCAGCUGGCUUUGGACAUGUCAGAGGAGAGUCAAAAGUCUGAGGAUCAGGUCGUGGAUAAAACGAAAUCACCACAAAAUAUUGAUGAGCAACAAUUCAAUUAUUAUUUGGAGAAUCAAUAUAUGUUACAACAACAGAUAGAUGAACUCAAGGACCUAAAAGAUAAAGAGAGUCAGAAAGUGAAUGAACUGAGGCAGCACCUAGACUCUCAAGAUCUACAGAUAAAUACUCUGAAACGAUCAGCUGAGACUAAUGAGGCAAAGCUGUCUGCUUUAUCUGCCACUCCUCAUGGUGCCGAUGCUUCCAGACUGUGGAAUGAUUUGUACCAAAAGACGUUACACGAGAAGGACAGCCAGCUCCUUGAACAGGGUUACGUGAUCAAGCGAUUCCUGGAAGACAUGAGAGUGAAGGAUAAAGAGGUGAAUGAACUACGGGUGACCAAGUCGAGACUGGAGAGGACUCUCAAUGAAUACUCCGUCGCUGCCGCUGCGCAGCAGAGACAGCUGUUCGUCAUGAGCGCAAGCAACGCUGAACUUACCGAGACCGUGGAGCUUAUGACCGUGCAGGUAAAGGAGCUCAGCGCUCAAGCUGAAAGAAUAGAACAAGAUAAAAAUGCACUGAACCGACAGCUCGCCGACAAAGAAAAUGUGAUUUCCCAAAUGCAGCUAAAUCUCCAGCAACUAGAGAAGAUAAACGCAGACUCGGAUGCACAGCUGCUUCUUUUGCAGUCGCAAAAUGACCAAGUUCGAGCUGACUUUGAGAAGCAGGAGGGAAUUUCCCUGCAACUGAAAACACUCCUGCAAAGCAAAGAUGCUGAGAUCUCCUCCUUGCUGUCCUGUAGAGACGGACAGAUGUCAGGAUAUCUAGAACAACUCCAGACGAAUCACCGCACCCAGGUAGCAGUGUACGAGGACAGGUUGAGUUCUUCACGCUACCAGAGAGAAAAGGCGGACAAAGAGUUGAGGGGCCUUGAAGCAAAGGUCAAAAGUCUGCAAAUUAAAGCUAACAGGUCCAUCCAGGAAAAGGAGCAGAUGGCUGCUAAGAUGGAGUCAUUCAAGAACUCGAUGGUGUCUCUACAGAGUGAACGGGAGCGACUGAUGUCCGAAUACAGAAUGCUUGAAGCAAAGAGUCAGUUAGGGUUAAAGGGUAAAGAGGGCUCUGCUGAUGGGGAAGGUGGUGCCACCAGAGGCCUUAAACAUGAAAUAAAGAAACUGUUACAUCAAAUGGAUGAUCUCAAUUCAGAGAACGCUAUGCUCAGGGCACAGCUGGUUCGGUACAGAGAGGAUUUAAAUCAGGUUUUAUUCCUGAAGGACAACCAGCUGAAGGUGUUGCUGAAGAAACAGCAGGACGUGAUCAAAACCCUUGAAAACCAAAAGGCCGCAGCUGAAAAGCAGCAAAAAGAGUCUGAGUUGGAACUUCAAAAGGAAAAAGAGGCGAGCAGUACUUUAAAAGCAGAGAUUUCUGAACUUAAAACUCAGGUUUCAAUCCUGGAGUCCGAUACAGUCACUCUAAAAAAGGAAAGAGCCGCGACAAACGAGGGCAAAGUGAUUAAUGAUUUGCAAGACGCCGUGGCAGCCAAAGCAGCCGAAUGUAAUGACCUCCAGCAAAAAAUCCUUUCUCAGAAAAUGCUAACUGAUGAGCUCAAGGAAAAGUUGCAGCUGGUGGAAAAUGAAAUGGAGAAAAACCUGGCUGAAGCUGAGGACAAAUACAACAGCGAGCUGGACACCUUUGAGCGUGAGGUAGAGCUGAUGAGAAACGAGCGGGAGACGGCUGAUCGAAGGGUGGCGGAGCUCGCGAAAGACCUACUCGAAAUGGAGCAACAGUUAUCAGAGGCCAAAACGCAAAGCAAAGACACAAGGGCUCAAAAUGAGUCCAUGUGCAAAGCCAUGGCUGCUUUGCAGAACGACCGAGACCAGCUCAUCGAAGACUUCAAGAUCCUGAGAAACCGAUACGAUAACGAACUCCGAGAGACAAAGGCAGCCUUGAACAAGGUCGAGCGCAGUCUGCAGGAUGCCACCUCUGACCUGGCGAUGUUCGCCAAAGAGAGGGACAUCCUCGUUCACAAAAUAAAAGCUUUAGAGAACAAAGACGCGCACACAGAGCUGAGCAAGUUGUUGGAUGAGCUGUCGAAGGAUUUGUCAGGGAAGGAAAGGGAACUGAAGCGGGUCGUCCUGGAAAAUAACGCGUACAGCAGGCAGCUGGCAGCAUUUUCCAGAUCCAUGGCCAGCCUUCAAAAUGAUCGUGACCGGCUAAUGGAUGAGUUAGCCGGGGCCAAAAGAGUGGUUGAGUCCAGGCAAGGGUCAAGCCCAGAGACCGUCACCUCCGUGAGUGUGGAAAAGUCAAAAGGAAGUGCCCUUCAGAAUGAGAAGGAAGGCUUGGAAGCGAGACAGAAGAUGGAUGAAGUACAGACUAACAGACUGCCACCUGAAAAAGAAAUCAGCAGCUACCAGGAAGAAACAGCAGAUCUAAGAUCGGACACAGAGAGGAAGGACACGCUGCCAGUCAAGGAAACGGUUGUUUUGGCAGGUCAGAGUGGAAUGGACAAGGUGGUGAGUCGGUUGGAGGCAGAGAGGAUCCAGCUUCACGGAGACCUGCAGCGCUGCAUGUAUGAGAUCCAACAACGAGACCAGUACCUCCAGCAACUCAACCUCAAGCUGCAGCAGGGAGUGGAGGAGAAAGGUACUGUUGCAGCUCAGCUGAGGGCCGUUUCCCAAACCCUGAGGGACACCCAGAAUCGCUGCCACUGGCUGGAAACCCAAGUCCAAGGCCAGUCUCAGGGGUCAGUGUAUGCUGAGGUUGCACCUGGAGCCCCCCAGGAGAGGAGCAUCAACUCCAUGACUGCUGGAACCGCUGAAGCCAGUCAGUUCCAAGAAAGGCUGCUUGAGUUGGAGCAGAGUCUGACAGACGAGAGAGCGAGGAGAGAGACGGCUGAGGAGGCUUUGCGUCUUGCUGAGGACCGAGCAAAGAGUGUUGAAUCCAGUCUGCCCAGAGACAGUCAGAGGGACUUCAGUAUCGAGAUGGAAGCAGAAGACGAGUGGGAAACUCUCAGUCUCAACCCAAACCAGCCUCUAAUAGCACGAAAGGUGAAAGGCGGCAUGGUGGCGUGCCGACGCUGGCUCAGAGGGAGGAGCCUCUACUUCUCCAGGCUGUUGACGAGCCGCGCGCGCUCUCGAUAUUUCUUUCUGGCCUACCUGCUCACGAUACACGUGCUCGUCCUCAUGUGCCUCACUGGGGCCCUGUAGCCAGCUCACACUGGGAAAUGGGUUUAAGGUUGAAACUGAAAGCUGAAGUAAGUUGUACUUUUUUUUUUUUUUAAAGCUAAUUCAGCAUUUUUAUUUUCUCUCUGCAUUGAAGUGUGAAACACUAAAAGUGGCCGACAUACAGCAAUGGAGAGGCUCUCCAUACGCCUGUCAGGUCACACCUUUCCUUCCUAGGAAAGUAAAUAAUAUGUUCACGGUAAAGUUUCCUGCUCAAACGACGGUUGACAACGUGUUCAAAGAUUUCAGAUGAAUUCUUCACAACAUGUAAUUCAUUUUUAUUCACGUUGUUUGCAAGACUGAACACAGUGUGUCUUAAAUUAGAUUGUUUCCUUUAAAUGUGUUAAAUCAAGCCUUAGAGUAUGAUGCUCUCAUCCCUCGCUGCUGUUUGGGGGGGGGGGGUGUUGCCUACAGUUUGUUGUAGAGCUGCGAAGAUGAAUCGAUUUAGUUGUCAACUAUUAAAUUAAUCGGCAACUAUUUUGAUAAUCGAUUAAUCGGUUUGAGUCAUUUUUAUGAAAAAACUUCUCUGAAGUCAACUUGUUAAAUGUGAAUAUGUUCUAG